Messenger RNA from Tarenaya hassleriana, 2950 nucleotides. RefSeq names its product serine/threonine-protein kinase BCK1/SLK1/SSP31-like. The record is from RefSeq and is a predicted model, not a curated record. The transcript has 11 exons. Gene Ontology annotation, biological process: protein phosphorylation. NCBI's taxonomy places the organism in Eukaryota, Viridiplantae, Streptophyta, Magnoliopsida, Brassicales, Cleomaceae. Bases 344 to 2599 code for a protein of 751 amino acids. Gene Ontology annotation, molecular function: protein kinase activity; ATP binding.
GAGGAGGAGGCCGUUGUUGUAAACCGUCGCGGAUACAUAACCCAACAACGGCCUCUCAGUUUGGCCUUCUCGAUUUAAUUAUUUAAAAAAAAACUGAAAAAAUAAGUUUUAUUUUUUCAUGGAAAAAAACUGGCCCUAAUAUUCGUUCUUCUUCGUCAAUACUUUCUGGAUUUUUUUCCCAUUUGUUUUUCUGUUAAAUCGGUUAGGUUCUUCGGUGGAUUCAUUCAUCACCGUCUUCUCUUCCUUCGUCGAUCUUCUUCUUCCCGGUCACGGAGGGGAGAGAUAGAGCGGAAUUUCGUGUGCGGAAUCGGAUCGUGUUUCGGCGUACCAAUGAUUUCUCGCUAUGCGUUGGCUUCAGCACAUCUCGUUCUCGUCGUCUCCGUCUUCUUCGCCUUCGUCUUCGUCCUCGUCUCUAAAACCGGCGUCGUCGUACUCUGAAUCUCCCGAUCGCGAUCGGGACCGUUAUCGUCGUCGCGGUCUCCGGUUUCACGGCCCGAAGCUCACGCGCCAGAAGAAGCUCCGGCACUUGACGGAUCUCGACGUCUGGAGAGGCCGGUCGUCUUCAUCUCCUUCGUCUGCGGCCGAGCCUGGGUUGACUCGCUCGCCCAGCACCCACGCGGUGAUCCCGCGGUCUUCCUCUGCCGUGCCGUUGCCAUUGCCUUUGCCGUUGCCGGAAGGCGAUGGAGAUGGAAGGAGGCAGACAUGGAGAAAUUUAGGGGACGGCAAAGGAGUGGAGGAUAAACUCAGAGAUGGAGAUAGGGAUAGGGUUAGGGAUAGAAAUAGAGCUGAUGCUGCUGUAGAUCGUUUGUCCUGCAGUCCUCCUUUGAGCAGUGUCAAUGCUUCUGUCCCUGACUGGAGGAAGACCACGGAAAAUUCGUACGCAGCAGUGAAUCAAGAUUCGAGUAGUAGCCGGAGAAAUGGGUAUUGGGUGAACAUUCCAACUAUGAGUGCCCCUACGAGUCCAUAUGCGAGCCCUAUCCUCAGUCCGCAUAGGAUGAGUUCUGGCGAUGUGUUACCAUUGUUUAACAUGGCCCCGAGAAGCAAUCAGGUCUGGUCAGCGCCAGAGAUGCCAUUUGAUGUCUCAGGGCUUCCUCCUCCAGCAUUUUAUGACCCAUUCAGUACCGACAACUCUCCAAUUCAUAGUCCCCAACCCAACAGUCCACGCCGACAGGCCAGAAGCCCUGGUGGGCCGUCCUCCCCAUUGCAUCCCAUGCUAUCCCCUGAGCAUUCAGCUACCCCGCGAGAUGGUAUCUCGUCACCAUUGCAUCCAAGACUGUCUGUUGAUGUUACAACUCCAAGGCGUGAGAAUUCCAAUGUUCACCCACUGCCUCUCCCUCCUGGAGCUGCUGGGUCCUCUUCAGCUUCUGCUCCCAUCUCCCAUGUUCCUCUCAAUCAGGACUCCAGCCCCAUGAAUUGUCAAUGGAUUAAGGGGAAGCUCAUAGGGCGUGGAACAUUUGGAAGUGUUUAUGUUGCCAGCAACAGAGAGACUGGAGCAUUGUGUGCAAUGAAGGAAGUUGAAAUAUUUCCGGAUGACCCAAAGUCUGCAGAGUGCAUAAAGCAAUUAGAGCAGGAAAUCAAACUGCUCAGUAACCUUCAGCAUCAAAACAUUGUGCAGUAUUAUGGUAGUGAAAUAGUGGAAGAUCGUUUCUUUAUCUACCUGGAAUAUGUUCACCCGGGUUCAAUUAACAAAUAUAUCCGUGACCAUUGUGGUGCCAUGACGGAAUCUGUUGUUCGGAACUUUACACGUCACAUUUUGUCUGGGCUGGCUUACUUGCACAGCAAAAAGACAGUCCACAGGGACAUCAAGGGUGCUAAUCUCCUGGUUGACGCUUCUGGUGUCGUUAAGCUUGCUGACUUUGGCAUGGCUAAACAUCUUACAGGGCAAAGAGCUGAUCUGUCUUUGAAGGGAAGCCCGUACUGGAUGGCACCAGAGCUAAUGCAAGCUGUGAUGCAAAAAGAUAAUAACUCGGAUCUGGCAUUUGCUAUUGACAUAUGGAGUUUAGGGUGUACAAUUAUAGAAAUGUUCACGGGGAAGCCUCCGUGGAGUGAGUACGAAGGGGCGGCAGCCAUGUUCAAGGUGAUGAAGGAUAGCCCACCGAUACCCGAAUCAAUGUCAGCUGAGGGGAAAGAUUUCCUAAGAUUUUGCUUUAGGAGAAACCCAGCUGAACGGCCGACUGCAGCUAAGUUGCUUGAACACCGGUUUCUAAAGAACUCUCAGUUGCCAACCUCACCCUCUCCACCUACCGACGUUUCCACUUGCUCCCAAUUGUUCAAUGGCAUGAAACUAACGGAACAUACCGGUAGGAAGGCAGACUUCAGGCUAGAUCAGGCUCCAGCUUUUCCCAGCUUCAGAAACAAGAAUAAAAAGGCCACAACACCCUCAGACAGUGAGAACGGACAACAACGGUAUCACAGCAAGGAGCCGCCGCCCAAUCUAACAGCAUCGACUACAUCACGUCUGUCUCCACGGUCCACGCUGGAGGCAAUUCCGAGCCCUUCUCCUCCGCGCUUGGUCCCCUCUGCAAGCACCGCCUCCUCUUCCGCCUUUCCCCACCGACCUAACAGAAGACGAAUGUGCAAGUCUUCUGAUAACGUGUAGGUCCUCUUCCUGUUUCUGCUGCUUCAUAUCCUUGGGGACUUUCCAGAAGCUGCUGCUGACACUGCUCUACGUAUAUACAUACACACACACGCAUGCACACAGAUAUGUUCGUAUCUUUGCAUAUAGCAGCAUGUGUGUGUGGAUGUGUGCUUUUGUUUUUGAAAACUUUUUUCUUUUUUUUUGGUGGGGCGGAAGUGUAAUCUCUUUAAUCCGAUGUUGAAUGAGCAGAAGCUUCUGUUUUUGGUUUACUCUGUUUUCUUUCUGAGGUUUGUGUGUAUAUAUAUUUUUAAAAUCCCACGAAGUUUGUGGUCAGCUUCUAAUGUACAUUUGGUUCAGGAUCUGUUACUGUUA